This is a messenger RNA of Myotis brandtii (Brandt's bat), 1371 nucleotides long. RefSeq names its product solute carrier family 3 (amino acid transporter heavy chain), member 2 (gene SLC3A2). NCBI's taxonomy places the organism in Eukaryota, Metazoa, Chordata, Mammalia, Chiroptera, Vespertilionidae. The coding region runs from base 1 to 1329 and encodes 442 amino acids. The transcript is spliced from 8 exons. Gene Ontology annotation, biological process: amino acid transport; carbohydrate metabolic process. The record is from RefSeq and is a predicted model, not a curated record.
AUGCGUCUUGCAGGAGUGGGCGUAGGCCCUGCGGGAGCGAGCAACGUGCUAGGCCCCUUACAUCAGCUGCUCAGCCUCCGCACGGAGCCCUGGGGGAGGGGGUCGGGGGAGGGGAUCGUCUCCGACCCGCCUCCGGGGGCCUCUUCCCUCCCCUUUGCAGGCCUGAAGGGGCGCCUGGAUCACCUGAGCUCCCUGAAGGUGAAGGGCCUCGUGCUGGGCCCCAUUCACAAAACCCAGAGAGACGACGUCCAUGGGACCAACUUGGAGGAGAUCGACCCCGCUUUUGGCUCCAAGGAAGAUUUCGACGGUCUCCUGCAGUCGGCCAAGAAAAAGGGCAUCCAGGUCCUUCUGGACCUCACUCCCAACUACAGGGGCCAGGACUCAUGGUUCCUCCCCGCUCAGAUGGACGCUGUGGCCACCAACAUCACGGAUGCGCUGAGAUUUUGGCUGCAGGCUGGUGUGGAUGGGUUCCAGGUUCGGGACGUGGAGAACCUGAAGAAUGCGCCUUUAUUGUUGGCCGAGUGGCAGAACAUCACCAAGAGCUUCGGUGAAGACAGGCUCUUGCUGGCAGGAACUAAGUCCUCCAACCUCCAGGAGAUCGUGAGCCUGCUCGAAUCGAACAACGACCUGUUGUUGACUAGCUCGUACCUGUCGGCCUCCCCUUUCACUGGGGAGCAUGUAGAACUCCUGGUCACCCAGUUCCUAAAUGCCACCCGCUCGCAUUUGACAAACGACAGUCGCUGGUGCAGCUGGAGUCUGUCUCAGAAGGGACUCCUGACUUCCUUCGUGCCGGCUCAGCUCCUCCGACUCUACCAGCUGCUGCUCUUCACCCUGCCGGGGACCCCGGUUUUCAGCUAUGGGGACGAGAUCGGCCUGAAGGCAGCUGCCCUUCCCGGACAGCCCCAGCAGGCCCCGGUCAUGCUGUGGGAUGAGUCCAGCUCCCUCAACACCUCGGGACCCGUGAGCUCCAACAUGACUGUGAAGGGCCAGAGCGAAGACCCUGGCUCCCUCCUUGCCCUGUUCCGGCGGCUGAGUGACCACCGCGGCAAGGAGCGCUCCCUGCUACACGGGGACUUCCACGUGCUCCCCUCGGGGCCCAGCCUCUUCUCCUACGUCCGCAAGUGGGACCAGAACGAGCGGUUCCUGGUAGUGCUCAACUUCGGGGACGUGGGCCAACCUGCCCAGUUGGGGGCCUCCGGCCUGCCCGCCAGGGUCGAUCUGCUGCUCAGCACCCAGCCGGGCCGCGAGGAGGGCGCCUCUCUUGAGCUGGAGCACCUGAAAUUGGAGCCCCACGAGGGGCUGCUGCUCCGCUUCCCCUACGUGGCCUGAUCCGUGGCCUGAUCUGUGGGCCUGCCGGGACACACCACCCUG